AUGGCCAGGUCCGAGACUAUCCCUCUGGAGGAGAUGGUGAGCAUCCUGGACCAAUGCGGGCCAGCUCUGACAUAUGUCCUGCAAAGCAAGUUUGGAUGUACUGCUGUGCUCCAUGGUGUUGAUGCCGGUGCAGGUACAAGGAAGUUCAAGAUGCCAGGUGAGGAAAGGUUUUCUACCCAGCUGUCAAAGGGCCUCAAAGUAUCAGUAAGGAAAGAUGACUUUACCACUCAUAAAGCAGAUGCUGUGAUCAAUUCUGCCAAUGUGAAUCUCCACCAUGUGGGAGGUCUCGCCAGGGCGCUGUGUGAUGCCGGAGGCCCGGAUAUCCAGCGAGAGAGUGACCAGUACACAAAGCUUUACGGAAAGUUGUCAACGGGAGAUGCCAUCGUUGCCGAACCUGGACGCUUACCGUGCAAGAAGAUCAUUCAUGCUGUGGGUCCAUGCCUUCCAUACAAACCAAUGCAAUAUAAUAUUGAUGAUGCUGUGCCAGAACUCACAAAGACUGUAAUAAGCAUUCUAAAGAUGGUAAAUCAAGAGAAGCUGCAGUUUGUGGCCAUCAGUUCUGGCCUGUUCAACUUUCCCUUGCCUCUCUGUGCAGACGUCAUUGUUAAAACACUGAAAGAGUACCAUGAUCGGGAUUAUUAGUAUUUCCUACAUUAUUUCUUACAGUAUUUCCUACAGUAUUUCUUACAGUAUUUCUUAGUGUUUCUUACAGUGUUUCUUACAGUAUUUUGAAUUAAAUUCUUCUUCUAUGUCUCAUUUUUAAGGAUUUAAGCAUGCAACGGUCCAUUCCGACUCCAGAUAUGCAAGGAAAAGUAUUCAACCGUUUAUCAAGCUCUGCAGUGCCUAUCAUGAGACAUUGAAGGAGGCCAGACGCUGGUAUUUUGAUGUUUUGAACCCUGCCUCGAAGAACGUAAUCACCAUUCACAACAAUUUCAUCCAGCACUUUGGCCAGAGGGAGUUUGAUGUGCUUCUUUCUCUUCAGACCAAGAGGGAAGUUUCCAUCGAGGAGAACUUUAAAGAUGGCCACUUUGGAGUGACCAUCCAGGGGGCUUCUAGAUGGUUCAAAGCUGCUCUGUAAGAGGUGGAAGCCCUGUGCUGCAAAGUCCAAGAGGAUUUUGCAAAAGAAGAGUUGAGUUUCAUGGGCAAGCAAUCUCCCACUAGUUCCCCAAGGAAGCCUGUAGAUGACAACAGUUCUGACUAUAAAGAAAGACAACAACAUUUUCCCGGGCUUCAAAUUGUCAGGGUGAGUGUCACAAGAAACAACAGAUAA
Molecule: messenger RNA, 1270 nt
Organism: Coregonus sp. 'balchen'
Lineage: Eukaryota; Metazoa; Chordata; Actinopteri; Salmoniformes; Salmonidae
Source: the annotation of a GenBank genome assembly